Messenger RNA from Durusdinium trenchii, 816 nucleotides. NCBI's taxonomy places the organism in Eukaryota, Dinophyceae, Suessiales, Symbiodiniaceae. The record is from the annotation of a GenBank genome assembly.
AUGGGUCGAAUCGUUUCGAUGUCCAAGAGCAAAAACCCCAAAGGGCUCCUUGAAAUAAGGGUUCCGUGGAUGGCCCCGAAGACUCGGAAAGACCAUGUUCCUCUACGAAGAGGUCGUUGUUCCACUUCCGGGAGAGUAUUAGAUCUAAGUCUGCCGACCAGUAGAGACCUGCAGGGAUAUUCUUGGAAGUUGUUUAUUUUACGGGCUGGUCAAUCCGGCUGCACCCUCGUGGCUCAGACAGCUCCCGAAAAUUCGGGCGCAACCGGCUGCGCGGUUGACCACAACCGUCUCGGGGCACGUUUCGCCAUGGAUGUCGAUGUGACCUUUGAUGGCUCACCAGGCAGAGUUCGUUUUUCCACCCCGAGGAAUGCUCCCGUUUUGCCGAUCCUCUCCAGGGACCUGGCAACGCCCAGGGGUGAAGCUGACCUGGACAAGCUCAGCAGAGAUGCCACUGCACUUUCAGAGGACUUGGAUGAUUUGCGAAGCAAAAUCCGACGCAUGGACGUGCCAAAGCUGGCUAUUGAUGUGCAGCACGUUCAGCCUCUUGGGUCGCAGUGGAUCCCCAGUGCAAACACUGAUUUCAGCGUCCUCGCGAGUUCAGUGCUCAACGACAAGGUGAACAGCUUCAGACACGACUUGGCCACAGAGACUUGGGCCAGGAUUUCAGGCGACGAGGAUACCUGCCGCAGGCUGCUGAAACUGGAGCAAGUGCACAUUGAUUUGGACCGUCGGCUUCGCGCAUGGGCCCCUUGGGCGUUGAAUUCGUCAGGAGUUGGAAAGAGAUCAAGUGAAAAAGGAGACUCCAGAGGCCCUUAG